Messenger RNA from Tilletiopsis washingtonensis, 2972 nucleotides. RefSeq names its product Pkinase-domain-containing protein. The coding region runs from base 315 to 2669 and encodes 784 amino acids. Lineage: Eukaryota; Fungi; Basidiomycota; Exobasidiomycetes; Entylomatales. The record is from RefSeq and is a predicted model, not a curated record. Gene Ontology annotation, biological process: protein phosphorylation. Gene Ontology annotation, molecular function: protein kinase activity; ATP binding. The transcript has 4 exons.
CCAGCCCUCGCACUCUGUCCUCGCCCGCCCCUGCCUCCUCUCCACCGCAUCCGCGCUCACCUCGCCGCACCACCCUCACGACACCCUCCGCCUACUCGCACUCACGCAUCCUCACGACGCCUCACGACUAACGACUUUGCCCCAUCUACGCUGCCGCCGUUGCUGCCGCGCGCGCCAGGACCCUAUCGCCGCCACUCGCUGAGCCGCGCCGUCGUCCGCACACCGCUGCAUCUGACGCCGCUGGUGCUGUCGAACCUGCGCCUGCGCUCUGCACCUGCACAAGCGUGCUUCUUGUCUGAGAGUCACCCAGCACCAUGCCCAACAUCCUGCCGUCGCGCUCGCCGCUGCUGACGCCGCGGCGCAGCUCGCACGGCUUCUCGCGCACGCGCACGAGCAGCGGCGAUGUGCCCGUCGCCGCCGUGCCCACGUCGGCCGGCGCACUGGCGUCCGUGACCCAUGCGCCGACGUCGCCCGUCGUCUCGGGCCUGGCGCUCAGCGAGCAGUACCAGCUGCUGGAGAAGCUCGGCACGGGCUCGUUCGGCACCGUGUACAAGGGCAUGCACCGCGAGACGCGCCAGAUCGUCGCCAUCAAGCAGAUCGACCUCGAGGACUCGGACGACGACAUCAGCGAGAUCCAGAUGGAGAUUGCGCACCUGGCGCAGUGCGAUAGCGAGUGGGUCACGCGCUACUACGGCAGCUUCGUCAAGGGCUACAAGCUCUGGAUCGUCAUGGAGUAUCUGGCUGGUGGCUCGUGUCUCGACCUGCUCAAGGCCGGUCCGUUCCGCGAGGAGCACAUCGCCAUCGUCGUGCGUGAGCUGCUGCUCGGCCUCGAAUAUCUGCACAACGAGGGCAAGAUCCACCGCGACAUCAAGGCCGCCAACGUGCUGCUGAGCGCCUCAGGCAAGGUCAAGCUGGCCGACUUUGGCGUGGCUGCGCAGCUGUCGAGCAACAAGUCGCGCCGCAACACAUUCGUGGGCACCCCCUUCUGGAUGGCGCCCGAGGUGAUCCGCCAGGCGGGCUACGACGCCAAGGCGGACAUCUGGUCGCUCGGCAUCACCGCCAUCGAGAUGGCCAAGGGCGAGCCGCCGCUGGCCGAGUACCACCCGAUGCGCGUGCUCUUCCUGAUCCCCAAGGCCAAGCCGCCGACGCUCGAGGGCAACUUCAGCCGCGAGUUCAAGGACUUUGUCGAUCUGUGUCUCAUCAAGGAGCCCAAGCAGCGCCCGUCGGUCAAGGAGCUGAUCAACCACCGCUUCAUCAAGGGCGCGCGCAAGACGAGCGUGCUGACGGACCUCAUCGAGCGGCACCAGGAGUACAAGGCACGCGGCGCCAACCGCGGCGGCAACAUCGUGCGCGACCACCUGCAGAACGGCACGCAGAUGAGCAACCGCGACGGCGACUCGUCGAUGGACCCCAACGGCACGGUGAUGAGCGCCUGGCAGUUCGACACGAUGCGCUCGGCCAUGGACUCGUCGCUCGACGACAGCUUCGAGAGCGUCGACGUGUGGCAGACGAGCGGACGCGGCCCGCCGAGCGUCGGCGAGGACCGUCCGGGCUAUGCGACGGUGAAGAAGGACAUGCGCCCCGUCGGCGAGCUCAUGGGCGCGAUGGAGAGCAACGUGAUGUCCCGCAGCCGUCUGCUCGCAGACGCGGCGCCCAUCGACGACGACGCGUCUAGCAUCCACAGCGGCACAAGCGACAACACGUCGCGCGCCGGCGGCAGCACGCCGGCGACGAGCGCUGCGUCGACGCCGAUGCGUGAGGACGCUUCGUCUUCGUCUGUGCACAUCAACGCCCUCAAGAAUUCGUUCCGCGGCAUGCGGCCGGGCGGCCCCGACACUGAGCACCUCGAGUCGCCUUCGCGGCCCAGUCUCGCUGCCUCGCGCCUGGCACCGCCUCCGGGCGGCGCCGGAGCCGCCGGCGCAGUCGAGGAGGAGCCGCCGAGCCCACUCGGCCGCGGCCGCCCGAGCACGUCUGAGGCGACGGCCAGCUGGGCGCGUGGCGGUGGCAGUAGCCGCGCACGGCGCAGCAGCUGGAACGAGCGCCACGACAUCAACGGUACGGUGCUGCGCGAGGCAGACGUGGCAACGGGCAUGGACACGAUUCGGCCAGUCAAGCGACUGGAUGCCGGCGGCAGCGCGCGCAUCAGCUCAGAGUACAUCGGCAGCCCGCGCACUGCUUCUGCGGGCAGUCCAUCGGGCAGCGGCCUCGCCGCACCCGUGCUCGACACUGCCAGCGCACAGCGCACGCCCGGCAGCCCACGCGUGGGACAUAGCAAGUCGCGAAGCGGCUCCGGCGGCGUCUCGGAGGAGAACCUGGAGCAAGCCGGCCAGGCGCUCAUCUCCGACGUCGUGCUGCCGGUGCUGGAGCGUGCCAAGGCCGAGAACAUGCCGGCGCACGAGAUCGAGGCGCUCUCGAUGAUCGCCAAGGGCUUCGAGAACCUGGGCGCCUCGAACCCAAAGCUCGCGUACACGACGAUCGUCGACCUGCUCAUCGGCAUGAGCGAAAACGAGCAGGCGCGGGCCAACAUCUCGACGACGUUCCGCGCCAAGCUGCAGCCCACGUCGCCCGUGCAGCCGGCAGCGGCGGAGCAGGAGCGCAGCUCGCCCAUCGUCGACCUGCUCUACGGCCGCUGGAUCGAGGGCCUGCGCAGCCGUUGGGUCGGCUACUAAGCCUGCACCUCGGGAAAAGUCUGCACCGUCUCACUAGGCUCCUUAUAAUCCUCUUUCCUCGCUCGCCGUCGCUCGACGUGCCCGAAGCGCUCCCCUCUCCUCAUCUCCACGUCUAUCCCUGUUCGUCUCGCAUCUCUUAGUCCUACCUGUCGAUACCUGCGCCUCGCCCCGUCCCCUCUCACGUGGCCUGUGUCCGAGGCGCCUGUUUUCUUCGCCGCCCUGUUCUUCCCGCACCCUUAACGACUGUUGCGCCACGACGCAGUAUAACGACACCGCGACGAAUGCAACGAUUGCUCUGACAUU